UCAGAGAGACGCCUAGAGAGAGCCUCAGGCUCACCCGGGGGAGUGAAACCUGAAAUCACUUGGCCUGACAUCCCAGGACGAAUGUUUGAGCCCAGGGAAGCUGCUGUGUGUCUGUGAACUCCAGUUUCCUCAUCUUUAAUAUGGGACAUUAGAAGCUAUCUCCUGGGUGGUUGUCGAGGGCAGACACACUUGCUGGACAUCGAGUGUCAAUCAGGAACAUAUGUGUGUGACCUUUGGCAAUUCAUCGACUCUCUCUCGUCCUCAUUUCCUGUUGACCAGCAAAGCUUUAGGAUAUGAUGAGCUUUGCCCCAGUCUUGACCAGGCCUUUGGGAACCUCCUAGUGGGGGGUGAGGAAAGUUGCCUGAAGGAAGAGAAGUAUGAUAAAAUAUUAUCUAAGGUGUAGAGAACCCAGGAGACCGCAUCAUGGCAGGGAAGCCCAGGCUGCACUACUUCAACGCACGAGGCCGGAUGGAGUCGAUCCGGUGGCUCCUGGCUGCAGCCGGAGUCGAGUUUGAAGAGAAACUUAUACAGACUCCAGAGGACUUGGAAAAACUAAAAAAUGAUGGAAGUUUGAUGUUCCAGCAAGUGCCAAUGGUCGAAAUUGAUGGGAUGAAGAUGGUGCAGAGCAGAGCCAUUCUCAACUACAUCGCCGCCAAAUACAACCUCUAUGGGAAAGACAUCAAGGAGAGAGCCCUGAUUGACAUGUAUAUAGAAGGUGUGGCAGAUUUGAUUGAAAUGAUCAUGUAUUUGCCCAUGACCCCACGUGAUGAAAAAGAUGCCAAGAUUACCCAGAUCAAAGACAGAACAAUAAAUCGUUACUUGCCUGCAUUUGAAAAAGUGUUAAAGAGCCACGGACAAGACUACCUGGUUGGAAACAAGCUGAGCAGGGCUGACAUCCACCUGGUGGAACUUCUCUACUAUGUCGAAGAGGUUGACCCCAGCCUUCUGGCCAACUUCCCUCUGCUGAAGGCCCUAAAAACCAGAAUCAGCAACCUGCCCACCGUGAAGAAGUUUCUGCAGCCUGGCAGCGCAAGGAAGCCUCUACUGGAUGAGAAAGCUAUAGAAGAAGCAAGGAAGGUUUUCAAGUUUUGAUAAAGCAGGCCUGGCCCCCAGCAAAGGCAGGA
Messenger RNA from Equus caballus (horse), 1124 nucleotides. The record is from RefSeq and is a predicted model, not a curated record. Lineage: Eukaryota; Metazoa; Chordata; Mammalia; Perissodactyla; Equidae.